This is a messenger RNA of Neoarius graeffei (lesser salmon catfish), 2320 nucleotides long. Its product is annotated as H-2 class II histocompatibility antigen, E-S beta chain-like. The coding region runs from base 80 to 892 and encodes 270 amino acids. NCBI's taxonomy places the organism in Eukaryota, Metazoa, Chordata, Actinopteri, Siluriformes, Ariidae. Gene Ontology annotation, cellular component: membrane; MHC class II protein complex. Gene Ontology annotation, molecular function: MHC class II protein complex binding. Gene Ontology annotation, biological process: positive regulation of T cell activation; antigen processing and presentation of exogenous peptide antigen via MHC class II; immune response. The transcript has 4 exons. The record is from RefSeq and is a predicted model, not a curated record.
AUUGGUGUGUGUGUGUGUGUAGAGUAGAGCUGCUUCACCCACACUUUCCUCAGUAAGAGAACACACUCAGAGAGGAACAAUGUCGGAGCUGCUGAGAAUACUGCUCCUCUUACUGCCUGCCAUCCUGCACACAGCAAAUGGGCAUUCCGAGGCAACGGAAUAUUGGUGCUUCUGGAGCGCUGAUGAUCUCAGUGACAUGGAGCUAAUAGAUUCUUACAUCUUCAAUAAGAUCAAAUAUGCAGAGUAUAACAGCACUGUGGGGAAGUAUGUGGGAUACACUGCACACGGCAUCUAUAACGCAGAGAGAUGGAACAAUGACACUGCAGGGCUGGAAUCGCGGAAAGCCGAUCUGGAAAGUUACUGUAAGCACAAUGCUCGGCUUUACUACAGCAACGUCCUCAGUAAAGCAGUUGAGCCUCAGGUUGAGGUCACUUUGGUAAAGAAGUCAGAUGGCACUCACCCAGCCAGGCUGAUGUGCAGCGCUUACAGCUUUUACCCCCCAAACAUUGAGGUGACCUGGCUGAGAAACGGGAAAGAGAUUGAGGGAGGUGUAACGUCCACUGAGGAGAUGGCUGAUGGAGACUGGUACUAUCAGAUCCACUCACAUCUGGAGUACAUGCCUGAAUCUGGAGAGGAGAUCUCCUGUGUGGUGCAACACGCCAGCUUCCAAAAGCCCAUGGUCUAUAAGUGGGAUCCCUCGAUGUCUGAACCUGAUAAGAGUAAGAUUGCUAUCGGGGCUUCAGGGCUGGUGUUGGGGAUCGUGCUUUCAGCUGCUGGAUUCAUCUACUACAGGAAGAAAUGCUCAGGUCAGUGGAAGAUUGCAGGAAAUCUACAAACAGAAACGUGUAUUAGGACAUCUGUGUAUUUGUUAUUAAAAUUGAAGUGCUAUUAAUAAUUAAUAUUUAACCUUGCUACCUGAUAUUCAUCCUUCUGCUUUAUUUCUGAUUUGUGUUCACAGGACGGAUCCUGGUGCCGACAUAAACACAGGCAUCAUUUGAAGUUGACAUGUUGGUUUCAGCUUCAUUCCCCAUAUUGGAUGGAGUUAAUUUACCCAUAAUGCUCACUGUUUAGCUACAGUUAAGCUGAAAUGUGAUGAUUUUAAGCUCACACAUGUGAUGUUAAUUUUUACAGGUCUGUGAGCAGAGAAACACUGGAGUGUUUGCUGAAAUCGCUUUAUCUGUUAAACAUCUGCUUUAUUCCGAACAAUUAGAACCUGCUGAGAAAUGAGCAUUUCAUAAUAUGUGCAUCUGCAUCUGUAUUAUCACUUUCCUUAAUGUAAGACCAGCUUUCUGUCAGAUUUUGCUGAAACUGAUGUUAAAUAUCUUGAUUAUAGGCUUUAUAAGAGUUCUUGAGUAGAAAUUUGGCAAACUGAGCUUAGAUACUACAUUCAGCUUAAAAAUGUAUAAAUUAAUUCCUUAUAAUGCAUCUGAAAGUUAUGAAAUAAUUAAUUACUAUUACAGAAGUAAAUGUAGUCUUGUAAAAUUUUCAUUAUUAAAUCAUUAGCGCCCCCUACAGUCUAUUUUAACCUGGAUCACUUCCUCAGUUUUAGUGAUGCUGUUUAUUACGAUUCAAUACUAACAGUUAUCUGUAAAUUUCUGGUUUUGUAUCAUCAGUCACUUAAAUUUCAUUUUAAUGGUAAGAACUGGAUUGAUUUUUGAUUCUGUAUGGAUGCUGACUCUUAAUCACUGGCUUCCAGUAAGCUACAGAAUUGACUUUAAAGCAUUGCUGCUGGUGUACAAAUCUCUAAAUGGUACAGGGCCCAAUUACCUGUCUGAUAUGUUGCAGCGGCCUAACCCAAUCAGAUCUACCAGAUCGCAGCAGCAAAAUUUACUGGUAAAACCUGUUGUUAAAACAAAGUGUGGUGAAGCAGCUUUUAGCUACUAUGCAGUACAGCUAUGGAACCAACUGCCAGAGGACAUCAAAAAUGCUCCUGCUGUUGGCAGCUUCAAAUCUAGACUAAAGACCAAGCUGUUCUCAGAUGCUUUCUGCUAACUGAUAAAUAUCAUCAUCUUUACGUUUUAAACUUUACUUAACUUUUACAGUCUUUGUAUGUUUUAAACUUUACUUAACUUUUAUUCUAUUUUAUUCUGCUGUUUUUUUACUGAACUUUUACUUCAUUUUAUUAUUUUAUUUCUACUAUUGUUUAAUUCUUCUUUUUUUCUCUCUUCUUCCCCCUUUAUUUUAUGUAAUUUUAUUUUCUAUUGUUUACUGUUUUGCCUUUACCUCUGUAAAGCACAUUGAACUGCCACUGUGUAUGAAAUGUGCUAUAUAAAUAAACUUGCCUUGCCUUGCCUUAAUAAACUUUUGGUUGUAAAAGAAA